This is a messenger RNA of Pan troglodytes (chimpanzee), 2970 nucleotides long. It is a transcript of the gene TICAM1, whose product is annotated as TIR domain containing adaptor molecule 1. Gene Ontology annotation, molecular function: signaling adaptor activity. Bases 522 to 2663 code for a protein of 713 amino acids. NCBI's taxonomy places the organism in Eukaryota, Metazoa, Chordata, Mammalia, Primates, Hominidae. The record is from RefSeq and is a predicted model, not a curated record. Gene Ontology annotation, cellular component: endosome. Gene Ontology annotation, biological process: innate immune response; TRIF-dependent toll-like receptor signaling pathway; positive regulation of type I interferon production. The transcript has 2 exons.
ACCAUUGUGAUUACUUUCUCAUCUGGGACCCCAGCCCAGAUGACUGUGGGCUCCCCGAGAGCAGAUGCGAGUUCUUCUGGCCCCCUGCAGACAGUAGGUGCUCACACUUGCUGAACGUGACCACAAGGGCUGGGAAGAGAGCGCAUGGGUGCGGGGCGACCCGGGGACUUUCCCGGUGCUGCGGGGCAGGACUCCGAAACCGUGACCUCACGUCCCACACCCACCCGGGACGCGGAAGGGGCGGCGCGCUUCCUUCCCAGGGCGCGGGCCGCGGGGUGGAGCCAGCGCCCUCAGCGCGCUACGGUCCGCGGGCAACUCCGCAGAAGCCCCAGCCCCCAGGACCCCAGGACCCAGUGGCGCAGCCGGCAGCCCCGGAUCCCUGAUCUGCUUGGGCAGCUCCUGCGGAACCUGGAACAGUGAAUGGGUAGGGGACACUGGGCGUGCAGAAGGCGGGGGGCAGUGUGGAACAUGCCUUCACCACCCCCAGCUUCUGCUGCCGGAGGCUGCACCCACCUGUGCCCAUGGCCUGCACCGGCCCAUCACUUCCUAGCGCCUUCGACAUUCUAGGUGCAGCAGGCCAGGACAAGCUCUUGUAUCUGAAGCACAAACUGAAGACCCCACGCCCAGGCUGCCAGGGGCAGGACCUCCUGCAUGCCAUGGUUCUCCUGAAGCUGGGCCAGGAAACUGAGGCCAGGAUCUCUCUAGAGGCAUUGAAGGCCGAUGCGGUGGCCCGGCUGGUGGCCCGCCAGUGGGCUGGCGUGGACAGCACUGAGGACCCAGAGGAGCCCCCAGAUGUGUCCUGGGCUGUGGCCCGCUUGUACCACCUGCUGGCUGAGGAGAAGCUGUGCCCGGCCUCGCUGCGGGACGUGGCCUACCAGGAAGCCGUCCGCACCCUCAGCUCCAGGGACGACCACCGGCUGGGGGAACUUCAGGAUGAGGCCCGAAACCGGUGUGGGUGGGACAUUGCUGGGGAUCCAGGGAGCAUCCGGACGCUCCAGUCCAAUCUGGGCUGCCUCCCACCGUCCUCGGCUUUGCACUCUGGGACCAGGAGCCUCCCACGCCCCAUUGACGGUGUUUCGGACUGGAGCCAAGGGUGCUCCCUGCGAUCCACUGGCAGCCCCGCCUCCCUGGCCAGCAACUUGGAAAUCAGCCAGUCCCCCACCGUGCCCUUCCUCAGCCUGCACCGCAGCCCACAUGGGCCCAGCAAGCUCUGUGACGACCCCCAGGCCAGCUUGGUGCCCGAGCCUGUCCCCGGUGGCUGCCAGGAGCCUGAGGAGAUGAGCUGGCCGCCAUCGGGGGAGAUUGCCAGCCCCCCAGAGCUGCCAAGCAGCCCACCUCCUGGGCUUCCCGAAGUGGCCCCAGAUGCAACCUCCACUGGCCUCCCUGAUACCCCCGCAGCUCCAGAAACCAGCACCAACUACCCAGUGGAGUGCACUGAGGGGUCUGCAGGCCCCCAGUCUCUCCCCUUGCCUAUUUUGGAGCCGGUCAAAAACCCCUGCUCUGUCAAAGACCAGACGCCACUCCAACUUUCUGUAGAAGAUACCACCUCUCCAAACACCAAGCCGUGCCCACCUACUCCCACCACCCCAGAAACAUCCCCUCCUCCUCCUCCUCCUCCUCCUCCUUCAUCUACCCCUUGUUCAGCUCACCUCACCCCCUCCUCCCUGUUCCCUUCCUCCCUGGAAUCAUCAUCGGAACAGAAAUUCUAUAACUUUGUGAUCCUCCACGCCAGGGCAGACGAACACAUCGCCCUGCGGGUUCGGGAGAAGCUAGAGGCCCUUGGCGUGCCCGACGGUGCCACCUUCUGCGAGGAUUUCCAGGUGCCGGGGCGCGGGGAGCUGAGCUGCCUGCAGGACGCCAUAGACCACUCAGCUUUCAUCAUCCUACUUCUCACCUCCAACUUCGACUGUCGCCUGAGCCUGCACCAGGUGAACCAAGCCAUGAUGAGCAACCUCACGCGACAGGGGUCGCCAGACUGUGUCAUCCCCUUCCUGCCCCUGGAGAGCUCCCCGGCCCAGCUCAGCUCCGACACGGCCAGCCUGCUCUCCGGGCUGGUGCGGCUGGACGAACACUCCCAGAUCUUCGCCAGGAAGGUGGCCAACACCUUCAAGCCCCACAGGCUUCAGGCCCGAAAGGCCAUGUGGAGGAAGGAACAGGACACCCGAGCCCUGCGGGAACAGAGCCAACACCUGGACGGUGAGCGGAUGCAGGCGGCGGCACUGAACGCAGCCUACUCAGCCUACCUCCAGAGCUACUUGUCCUACCAGGCACAGAUGGAGCAGCUCCAGGUGGCUUUUGGGAGCCACAUGUCAUUUGGGACUGGGGCGCCCUAUGGGGCUCGAAUGCCCUUUGGGGGCCAGGUGCCCCUGGGAGCCCCGCCACCCUUUCCCACUUGGCCGGGGUGCCCGCAGCCGCCACCCCUGCACGCAUGGCAGGCUGGCACCCCCCCACCGCCCUCCCCACAGCCAGCAGCCUUUCCACAGUCACUGCCCUUCCCGCAGUCCCCAGCCUUCCCUACGGCCUCACCCACACCCCCUCAGAGCCCAGGGCUGCAACCCCUCAUUAUCCACCACGCACAGAUGGUACAGCUGGGGCUGAACAACCACAUGUGGAACCAGAGAGGGUCCCAGGCGCCCGAGGACAAGACGCAGGAGGCGGAAUGACCGCGUGUCCUUGCCUGACCACCUGGGGAACACCCCUGGACCCAGGCAUCGGCCAGGACCCCAUAGACCACCCCGGUCUGCCCUGUGCCCUGUGGACGGUGGAAGAUGGGGUCAUCUGCCACUUUCAGGACAUUGUCCGGGAGCCCUUCAUUUAGGACAAAACGGGCGCGAUGAUGCCCUGGCUUUCAGGGUGGUCAGAACUGGAUACGGUGUUUACAAUUCCAAUCUCUCUAUUUCUGGGUGAGGGGUCUUGGUGGUGGGGGUAUUGCUACGGUCUUUUAAUUAUAAUAAAUAUUUAUUGAAUGCU